Psammomys obesus (fat sand rat) is the source of this 1729-nucleotide messenger RNA. It is a transcript of the gene Selenbp1, whose product is annotated as selenium binding protein 1. Bases 105 to 1523 code for a protein of 472 amino acids. NCBI's taxonomy places the organism in Eukaryota, Metazoa, Chordata, Mammalia, Rodentia, Muridae. Gene Ontology annotation, molecular function: selenium binding. The transcript is spliced from 12 exons. The record is from RefSeq and is a predicted model, not a curated record.
CUUUGCCCCUUCCCGUGAAGUCUGCCUGCAGCACUAGCACGUCUCUGCUGAGCCUCUGCCCAUUUCUGGAAAAAUCCUGCAGGACCAGAGUGUCAGCUAGCAGCAUGGCUACAAAAUGUGGACAGUGUGGCCCUGGUUACCCAACCCCUCUGGAGGCCAUGAAAGGCCCCCGAGAGAAGAUUGUCUACCUGCCCUGCAUUUACAGGAACACAGGCACCGAGGCCCCAGAUUAUCUGGCUACUGUGGAUGUUGACCCCAAUUCUCCCCAGUAUAGCCAGGUCAUCCACAGGCUACCCAUGCCCUACCUGAAGGACGAGCUGCACCACUCUGGAUGGAACACUUGCAGCAGCUGCUUUGGGGACAGCACAAAGUCACGCAACAAGCUGAUGCUGCCCAGUCUUAUCUCCUCCCGGAUCUAUGUGGUGGAUGUGGGCACUGAGCCUCGUGCCCCAAAGCUGCAUAAGGUCAUUGAAGCCAGUGAAAUUCAUGCCAAGUGCAACCUGGGCAAUAUGCACACCAGCCACUGCCUGGCCAGUGGGGAGGUGAUGAUCAGCUCCUUGGGGGAUCCCCAGGGUAAUGCCAAAGGGGGGUUUGUACUGCUGGAUGGGGAGACUUUCGAGGUGAAAGGGACAUGGGAGAAGCCUGGGGGUGCCGCUCCAAUGGGCUAUGACUUCUGGUACCAGCCUCGACACAAUGUCAUGGUCAGCACGGAAUGGGCAGCUCCCAAUGUCUUCAAAGAUGGUUUCAACCCCAGUCAUGUGGAGGCUGGGCUGUAUGGGAGCCACAUACAUGUGUGGGACUGGCAGCGUCAUGAGAUUAUCCAGACCCUGAAAAUGAAGGACGGGCUCAUCCCCCUGGAGGUCCGCUUCCUGCAUGACCCAGCUGCCACCCAGGGCUUUGUAGGCUGCGCCCUCAGCUCCAACAUCCAGCGGUUCUACAAGAAUGAGGGAGGCACCUGGUCAGUGGAGAAGGUGAUCCAGGUGCCCUCCAAGAAAGUGAAUGGCUGGGUGCUUCCUGAAAUGCCAGGCUUGAUCACCGACAUCCUGCUCUCCCUGGAUGACCGCUUCCUCUACUUCAGCAACUGGCUGCAUGGAGACAUUCGGCAGUAUGACAUCUCUUGCCCACAGAAGCCCCGCCUCACUGGACAGAUCUUCCUUGGUGGCAGCAUUGUUAAAGGAGGGCCUGUGCAAGUGCUGGAGGAUCAAGAGUUGAACUGUCAGCCAGAGCCCCUAGUGGUCAAGGGAAAACGAGUUCCUGGAGGUCCUCAGAUGAUCCAGCUCAGCUUAGAUGGGAAGCGUCUUUACGUCAGCACGUCACUGUACAGUGCCUGGGACAAGCAGUUCUACCCUGAUCUCAUCAGGGAAGGCUCCGUUAUGCUGCAAAUUGAUGUAGACACAGUCAAUGGAGGGCUGAAGCUGAACCCCAACUUUCUGGUGGACUUUGGGAAGGAGCCCCUUGGGCCAGCACUGGCUCAUGAGAUUCGAUACCCAGGGGGUGACUGCAGUUCUGACAUCUGGAUUUGAAGACUAGCCCUAAAGCCCAUCCUCCACAUUCUGAGCCCUCACUCUAAGGAGCCUGGCUCCACUCUGUUCUUUCAGCCCCACCUCUCCAUGGACAUGCUGAGAUGACUGAGAUCUGUUGAGUAUCAUCUUACUACUGUUGCUUAUUGUUCACUGUGCUAUUCUUAAAUGAGCUUUUGGAAGCACCAACAAAUAAAAUGCUGACCCUA